This is a messenger RNA of Caenorhabditis bovis, 1362 nucleotides long. The record is from the annotation of a GenBank genome assembly. Lineage: Eukaryota; Metazoa; Nematoda; Chromadorea; Rhabditida; Rhabditidae.
AUGAGAAUUGAAAAGAACGCUUUUCGAAAUUCGGAAGUGUCGAUGAAGAAGAAGAAGAAGAAGGAGAAGAAGGAGAAUAUGAAUAUUCGACAAUCCGCUGGCCAGUGUAGUGAGAUUCAUUUCUCGGCGGAUACCUAUCAAAUUGAAACAAAUAGUUUAUCAGCAAAUGUGAAUCCCGAAGACUAUGCGACCAUCGUGUCGAAUCUCCAAUCGGCGGUUUGUGUGAACGUCGCCCGUCGAAUCGCGUGUCCGGCACACGACGCCAAAUUGUGGAGCGAUAUUCCGCCUCAACCAUUUUCUUUGGCGCGAUUCAUGCAAAAAAUUCUCUGUCUGAUCCUCUCAUUAUUCUAUAUUAUUUUGCCGCCGUGGCCGCCGAAAAUGUUUCGAAAAGUUGUGUUUUGCUAUCCGCAACGCGGCAAAUAUUAUUAUUUAAUUGGCAAAAAGGGAAAUGAGAAGAAAGCAUGUUUUCGAGCUUCUGAGGCCAAAGGAAUGGACCAUUUGUCAAUUUGCCUUCCGCAAAUGAUCAAGCCGAAAGUGCGUGCUGUCGAUGUUUUCUAUCAUCUCCUCCGAUGCAAGGUCUUUGUUCUUCCCUACAACAAACGCGAGCAUAUUUGUGCAAUGGAGCUGUAUUGUGAGCAAUCGGUUCGAUGGCUUCAUCGCGACAAAAAUCGAAAACGCAUCCGAUCGCCGAAUCUCAUCAUUUUCGCGCAGCCGAAUAGCUCAGACCUUGGAUGCUGUUUGAUGAUGGACCCGAAUUUUGCAGAUAUCGCCGAUUUUCUGCAAUGCGAUCUAUUGAUAUUCGAUUAUCCUGGCUAUGGUGUCAGCGAGGGAACCGCCAAUGAGAAGAACAUUUACGCGGCCAUCGACGCUGUUAUAAAAUAUGCCACGGAAGCUCUGAAGUACCCGCUUGACAAAAUCAUCCUAAUCGGGUUCAGUUUGGGAACAGCCGCGAUGGUACACGUCGCCGGCACUCAUAAGGUCGCCGCUCUCGUCCUCAUCGCCCCAUUCACCUCGUUCUUUCGAAUAUUGUGCAGAAAGCCGACGCUCAUCAAACCAUGGAUUGACAUGUUUCCAAGCUUAGAAAAAGCGUCUGGUAUUUCAUGCCCAACGCUGAUAUGUCAUGGAGAACGCGAUGUGAUCGUUUCGCACAAGCACGGAAUGCAUCUGCAGACGACGAUUCCUGAUUGCGAGCUGCACCUUCUGAAAGAUGCCAGUCAUCAAGGAAUAUUUUGCGAGCGGGAAAUGUGGGACAAAAUUGAGGAAUUUCUUGGCACACGUGUCGGAAUCACGAGGAACUGGAUUGAGCAUCUCCGAUCGGAAUCGUCGUUCUCAGAAGUCAGCGAGGUCUGUCAAAAGUCUUGA